Messenger RNA from Vicugna pacos (alpaca), 1391 nucleotides. RefSeq names its product phospholipase A2 group IIE (gene PLA2G2E). Gene Ontology annotation, molecular function: calcium ion binding; phospholipid binding. The record is from RefSeq and is a predicted model, not a curated record. NCBI's taxonomy places the organism in Eukaryota, Metazoa, Chordata, Mammalia, Artiodactyla, Camelidae. Gene Ontology annotation, biological process: lipid catabolic process; phospholipid metabolic process; arachidonate secretion.
GUGCCUUGAGAUCAGAGGCGUCCCUGCUCACUUCCUUCUCCUGCAGCCCAGCUUCUCUGCCCUCUGCUCCCCUCCCCUCCCCCCAGGAUGAAGCCUUCCCCUACUCUGACCUUACUUUGCCUCCUGGUGGCCCUGGCUGGUGGGAACCUGGUCCAGUUCGGGGUGAUGAUUGAGAGGAUGACGGGGAAGCCUGCACUGCAAUACAAUGACUAUGGCUGCUACUGCGGAGUUGGCGGCUCCCACUGGCCGGUGGACCAGACAGACUGGUGCUGCCAUGCCCAUGACUGCUGCUACGGGCGUCUGGAGAAGCUGGGAUGUGAACCCAAACUGGAAAAGUAUCUUUUCUCUGUCAGUAGGCACAAAAUCCUCUGUGACACCCCAGAGUACCCAGGGAAGUUCAGCCGUAAGGAUGCCCGGGCCAGGUCAGGCUCCUGAUACAGGGAGGGGAAGAGGAAAGAUGUCAGCAUCCAGCAUCCUGGGGCCAACUCUGGAGCCAGUUUAAUGCACCAAAGGAUUCCCAUCAAAUGGAAUGCAGCCUCCCCUAGAAGCAGUGUAUUUCAGCAGAUUCUCCUUCUAAAUAUAGAUAUAAUAUCUCCAGUAUCCGUACUAUGCUGAUAAAAAUCUUCCAGGAUUGGGAUGAGCCUAUUCAAUGAGAUAAAGCGUGUAAAAAAGCAUCACAAAGGUGAAGUUCACAGCAGACGGGUAAUAAAUGUCCACUCCUUUUGUCCUUUUCAUGGUGUGUGUACAACAUUCAGGACUUUGAGGGCAGGAAAGAGCCUGAGGCAGUCAAAAGGAUGAUCAUCAUAAACUUUAAACGGUGAAUUUCUGUGUUAGGGAAAAAAAACAAAAACAAAAAACAGGAGAGAACAGAUGUUCAUGCUUGGCUGCUGUGACUGACAAACCCUCCGUGAAGAGGCACCGGGAGACCAGUUCUUAAAGCAUGUGCGGGUCUGCAGGGAAGAGGGUGUUUGUUGGGAACAGUAGUCCUGAGGCGCCCUCUGGUGUCUAUUUUGUUCAGCUACAAGGAGGAAACAAAUCUGGCUUAAACCUGGAUUUCCCUUCAUGGGGGACAAAGUGUGUUUCUGGGCUAGUGAAAUCUGUCCCCUCCCAUUUUCAGUAACAAAUAUGCUGAGAAAUAAUCAAUAAGUCCUUACAAACAUCUUAGAGUGAUGGUGCCACUACACUGAUAAGAAAUACAGGAAGAAGUAACUGACUUGGGAGAGAUGGGGAGAGGCUAUGUUCUGGGCGUGAUGGAUUUAAGGCAGCGAUGGACUGAGUACCCGGCGAUGUUACAGCUGUUUAACCACCUGACAGGGUGAAAAUCAGAACUUUAAGAUCAAGCCCUGGUGCAGUCUGUUUUCCCAGGCAUCAAUAAAUGUUGGGUGAAUGAA